Messenger RNA from Didymodactylos carnosus, 648 nucleotides. The record is from the annotation of a GenBank genome assembly. Lineage: Eukaryota; Metazoa; Rotifera; Eurotatoria; Philodinida; Philodinidae.
AUGGGUACAAUAUCGAGCACAAUUGAAGAAAAAUUAGCUAUAUGUUUUCUACCAUCAACAACACCAAAAUUUCACCGACGACACAAACCUUCUGCGUCAAAAAUUCUCUUGUUAGGUUUGGACAAUGCUGGCAAAACAGAUUUACUCAGAAAUAUUACGCAAAAUGAGUCUUUACAGAACAGACCAACGAUAGGUUAUAAUGCUGAAACAAUUCGUUUGCGUUCAUUUCGUCGAAGUAAAAAGGUAACAUUAUGGGAUUGUGGUGGUAAGAUGUGUUUAAGAAAAAUGUGGCCAUAUUAUUAUUCCGAUACAUCUGUCCUUGUAUGGCUAAUAAAUUCAAAUGAUCGUUCGAGAUUAGAAGAGAGUUUGAAUGCGUUGACAACUACACUAAAUGAUACAUCGAUGUAUAAAGUUCCACUGUUAGUUGUACUGUAUCGUCCACUGAAUAUUAUGUCAUCAUCAUAUCAACAAGGAUAUACUAUCGACGUGUCUGAUGAAGCACAAUUAACUAGUUUGGAAUUAGCAUUUCGUUUAUCGUCUAAGUUACCUAAUAUUGAUCUUAAGUGGCAGGUGAUUAAUGUUACUGGAAGUAACCAAAAAGAUUUGAGAAAAGUGAAUACAUGCCUGUUAGAUAUGAUAUCGCAAUGA